This is a messenger RNA of Cladophialophora carrionii CBS 160.54, 1323 nucleotides long. RefSeq lists its product as uncharacterized. Gene Ontology annotation, molecular function: hydrolase activity. NCBI's taxonomy places the organism in Eukaryota, Fungi, Ascomycota, Eurotiomycetes, Chaetothyriales, Herpotrichiellaceae. The record is from RefSeq and is a predicted model, not a curated record. The transcript has a single exon. The coding region runs from base 1 to 1323 and encodes 440 amino acids.
AUGAAGCUCUUUUUGGGAUUCACCUCUCUGCUGCCGAUACUAUGCACAGCCAUAGUCAACAACGACGGCCAGCAGACAAUAGCUGGUCAACAACUGGCAGAACAAUAUCACGAGAAGGAGAAACUCUCGGACGUAAUUGCCGCAUCCCCUCUGCUCUCUCUUCACCGCGCAAUCUGCGAAAUCGAAUCCAUCACCGACAACGAGUUUGCAGUCGGAGAACUUCUCAUUUCAGUCCUUGAAGCUCACAACUUCACCGUCAAAACGCAGAGCGUACCGCCGCCAAACUCGAACAACAGUACGAAAGACAGAUUCAAUGUCUACGCUUAUCCGGAUGUCUCGAAAUAUUCCAGCCUAGAAGCUUCAUCUAUCAAGGGAGAUCAUGUGACGACGAAACCGAAAGUGCUAUUAUCCUCACACAUCGACACGGUUCCACCACAUAUCCCGUAUUCACUAUCGCUUCCCAAAUCCAAAUCAUCACGCAAGGAUAUCCUGAUUUCCGGCCGCGGCACCGUCGAUGACAAGGCCUGCGUAGCCGUCCAGCUCCAAACGGCAUUGGAUCUGCUCUCGAGCGGAGACGUCUCGCCCUCGGACGUGGCUCUGCUGUUCGUGGUCGGCGAGGAAAAACGCGGCGAUGGCAUGCGCGCGUUUUCCGAGUCCAAGCUCUACAAGGCGAGCAACGGCGGCUACAAGGCCAUCCUGUUCGGCGAGCCAACCGAGGGCAAACUCGCCGCGGGACACAAGGGCAUCGAAAUGCUCACGCUCAAGGCUCACGGCAAGGCGGCGCACAGUGGAUAUCCGUGGCUGGGGCGAAGUGCCAAUUCGAUGAUCCUACCUGCUUUGAUGGUGCUCGAUUCGUUGGGCGAUAUCCCCGAGGCGGAGGGAGGGUUGCCUCGCAGCGACAAAUACGGCAAAUCUACGGUGAAUGUAGGGUACAUGCAGGGCGGGGUGGCGGGGAAUGUGGUUCCAGAAUAUGCCACAGCAGAUAUUACGUUCCGACUUGCGGGGGGCACGGUGUCCGAAGUGCGCGAGAUUGUCACGCGUGCUGUCCGAAAGGUCGAUCCAGAGGGAUUGUUGGAGUUGGAGUUCAGCCAGGGCUACGGGCCCGUCCCGUUGGACGCGGACGUCAGGGGAUUUGAUACCAUCACCGUGAACUACGGGACGGAUGUGCCGAAUCUAGAAGUCCAAGACGGAGUCAAGAAAUUUCUCUACGGGCCAGGGAGCAUUCUCGUGGCUCAUGGAAAAGAUGAAGGACUGACAGUGGGAGACAUGGAGGAUGCAUUGGCCGGAUAUAAGAGGCUAGUCAAGCAUGCUCUUGAGCUGUAG